ACUCGGUCUUUGCUCAGUGUAUUUGAAGAAGAUGCAGGAACCCUUACUGAAUAUACAAACCAGUUGCUUCAAGCAAUGCAACGAGUCUACGGUGCUCAGAACGAAAUGUGUCUUGCCACGCAACAGCUUUCGAAGCAGCUCCUUGCAUAUGAAAAGCAGCAUUUUACCUUAGGUAAAGGAGAUGAAGAAGUGAUAUCCACCCUUCAUUACUUUUCAAAAGUUGUGGAUGAGCUCAAUAUUCUUCAUUCUGAACUGGCAAAACAGCUCGCAGAUACGAUGGUUCUCCCAAUAAUACAAUUUCGGGAAAAGGAUCUCACAGAAGUAAGCACAUUGAAGGAUCUUUUUGGCCUUGCUAGCAAUGAACAUGACGUGUCCAUGGCAAAGUAUAGCAGGUUACCGAAAAGGAAAGAAAAUGAAAAGCUGAAGGCAGAAGUGGCAAAAGAAGUGGCAAAUGCAAGAAGAAAGCAGCACCUUUCAUCUCUGCAAUAUUACUGUGCCCUUAAUGCUCUGCAGUACAGGAAGAGAGUGGCAAUGAUGGAACCUAUGCUAGGAUAUACACGAGGACAGAUCAACUUUUUUAAGAAAGGAGCAGAGAUGUUUUCCAAAAGAAUGGACAGCUUUUUGUCAUCUGUUUCAGACAUGGUUCAAAGCAUACAGGGAGAGUUGGAUGCUGAAGCUGAAAAAAUGAGGGUAUCCCAGCAGGACUUAAUUGCAGUUAAUGAAUCUGUUUACACCCCAGAUUCUGAUGUAACUUCACCUGCUAUCAAUAGAAAUCUCAUCCAGAAGGCUGGCUACCUUAAUCUUAGAAAUAAAACAGGUCUGGUGACUACAACUUGGGAAAGACUGUAUUUCUUCACUCAAGGUGGCAACUUGAUGUGUCAGCCAAGGGGAGCAGUAGCUGGAGGACUGAUCCAGGACCUGGACAACUGCUCUGUUAUGGCUGUAGACUGCGAGGACAGAAGAUACUGCUUUCAGAUCACUACUCCUACAGGCAAAGCGGGUAUAACCCUUCAAGCAGAAAGCAAGAAAGAAUACGAGGAGUGGAUCUGUGCCAUCAACAACAUCUCCAGACAGAUCUAUCUCACUGACAAUCCAGAGGCAGCCGCAAUCAAGUUAAAUCAGACAGCGCUGCAAGCAGUGACUCCUAUUACCAGCUUUGGGAAAAAACACGAAGUUCACCACCCCAGCCAGAAUGUAAAGAAUAUGGAAAAUGAUAAAAUAAUUCCCAACGAAUCGGCUGGCAUACAAGAUUCCCCACAACUCAUUGCUCCUGGAACACCGAUUCAAUUUGAUAUCGUACUGCCUGCCACAGAAUUCCUGGACCAGAACAGAGGUGGCAGGCGUGCAAAUCCAUUUGGGGAAUCUGAAGACAGCAGCAAAGACGAGGAAGAUUCACUCUUGCAGCAGAUGUUCAUAGUUCGGUUUUUGGGAUCUAUGGCUGUUCAGUCAGAUGACACAAGUGAAGUGAUUUAUGAAGCUAUGAGACAAGUGUUAGCUGCUCGUGCCAUUCACAACAUAUUUCGUAUGACUGAGUCCCAUCUCAUGGUCACCAGCAAGAACUUGAGGUUAAUCGAUCCUCAAACCCAAGUUACGCGAACAAGCUUUGAACUUGCUACUGUGACACAGUUUGCUGCUCAUCAGGAUAACAGGCGACUGAUUGGCUUUGUGGUCCAUCUCAGCGAGCCUCUGGGAGAAGAAUCCAUGAGCGCAUACAUUUUUGAGAGCAACACAGAAGGAGAAAAGAUUUGUUAUGCCAUUAGCUUGGGAAAAGAAAUCAUUGAGGCACAGAAGGACCCAGAAGCAUUAGCUCAGCUGAUGAAGUCUGUCCCAUUAACUAACGAUGGAAAGUUCAUGCUUCUGAAUGAUCAGUCAGCAGAGGAUGGAACCACACGUGAAGAAGGGGAGGAAUCAGAAGCAUAA
This is a messenger RNA of Balearica regulorum gibbericeps (East African grey crowned-crane), 1920 nucleotides long. The record is from RefSeq and is a predicted model, not a curated record. Lineage: Eukaryota; Metazoa; Chordata; Aves; Gruiformes; Gruidae.